CAAAAAUGUAAACAUCCGGUGAGCUGAUAAAUACACCGGUGAACGUGGAAUGCAAAUUAAAGUCAAGAUUUAGGAAUGAUCUUUGGUUAACACAGUUAAUUAUAUUUACAAGAUGGAGCCGUUAUCAUCCCGGAAGAGAAUUCAAGCUAUUGCAAGCAAGGAAAAACGUGAGCUGGUUGAGAGAUGUUUAUCCCCGGAAAUAUUUGACAGCGCCAAACUUGAGCGUAUGAUCAAAACUUUUGAGGACGAGAUUAAAUUAGCUAACAGUACUGAUGGAAACCUAAGAAAAAAGACAGAUUUGUUCUGGGAAAAUACAUUUGUAAGAAGGCUGCUAGAUGGAACAGAAAAUGGAACAUAUCUUGGCCUGGAUUUAGGCGGAACUAACUUCCGGGUUGUAAGGGUAGAUAUGAAGAAUGGUAAAGCCGAGACACAGACCAAAUACUACAACCUUGACAAAACCUUGCUGUCUGGACCGAGCUCAGUUAUGUUUGAUUAUAUUGCAAAUUGUCUGUCUGGAUUUCUGUCUGACGGAACCUUCCCAAAGGAUGCUCCAAUUCCUUUAGGAUUCACAUUUUCAUUCCCUUCUCAACAGAAGAGUUUGAAGCACAGUACAUUGUCCACGUGGACGAAGAGUAUAACAUGCACUGACGGACCAGGUCUUGAUUCUGUUGUACUUCUUGAAGAAGCUAUAGAAAGACGAGGGAGUCUGCCAGUACCAGUUGACGUUUUAGCAAGGAUAAGUGAUACAACGGGAACACUUUUGGCGGGAAAUUUAGUUGACGAUAAAUGUAGAAUAGGUCUUAUUAUAGGUACAGGGUCAAACGCAGCUUUUGUAGAAUAUAAAGAUAAUAUAGAAAAAUGGGAUUCUUGUUACAAGGACGAUGAUCCGUCAGAUAUAGUGGUGAUAAACUGUGAGUUUGGAGCAUUUGGUGACAACGGUUGUUUAGAUUUUAUGAAGACAGAGUUCGAUCAUGAAUUGGAUAAAUAUUCAAACCAUCCAUCUUCUUACACGUUUGAGAAGCUUUAUGCGGGACAUUAUCUCGGUGAGCUAGUUAGACUUGUACUUGUGAAACUAACGUCUGCGGGUGUGUUAUAUGGCGGGAAAGGCUCGGACAGCUUAAUGACACGGUGGAAUCUUACCACCAGCCAUGUCACUGCAAUAGAACGUGAUACCGACGCCGACACUUCUAACACUGUAUCUGUUUUGAAAGAGAUGAACCUGAUGGAUGUUUGUUCUGAUGAAGAUAUUUCGCUAACCCGAGAAGUUUGUGAGUUGGUUUCAAAAAGAGGAGCUUAUAUUGUUGCAACAGCAAUGGUUGUACUACUAAAUCAUAUAAACUUACCGGAAGUGACGAUAGCUAUAGACGGGUCACUCUACGAACAUCAUCCGAAAUAUCACCAACAUAUGAUGGAUGUUAUUAAAAAAUGGAGGCCUCAGACCAAGACAACCAUAAAACUUGUAAAGGAUGGUAGUGGACAAGGGGGUGCCCUGGUCGCAGCAAUUGCACGGAAAUCACAUGCUCGUUAGGAACACAAUAAGAAUGAAAUUUCACUUUUAGAAAUACUUUAAUUAGAUUUGUUUGGAUUAUAAUCAACUACGCAAUGGUUAACCUUUAUUCAUUUUGUUUAAUGACAUUAAAACUAAACGAUUCUUUGUAUACAUAUAUAUAUAUAUUCGAGAUUGUUUUAAUUAAAAGUAUUAAAGGUUAAAUAAAUGUUUAUUACUUUUUAUUGCCCACAUGUUCUUAUUGUUUCGAAGACUACCGAGGAACGUAUUUGAUAUGAGUGUUGAUGGUAAAUGGAAUAAAUAAAAAAGAUUUAUCUGUCAACAUAGAGUUACGCCUUGGCUUAGGGAGGAUAGAUGUUAACGUGUCUGCCUGUCCACCCAGGGAUCUUUGGUUCAAGCUUGAUUGGCUCAUAAGCAUUUCCUCAAUGUGCCACCAGCACUGAAGUUGUGAUUGCGCCAGACAGAGAGUGGUUUGAAUAAGUUGAAAGUAUUCUUCACAAUGGAGCGAAAAUAAAAUAUUGAUAUUGCUUUAAACAAAACCAUGAAUUAAUAUACAUAACAUAGCUGUGUCAGUAAAGUUCUGUAUGUGGGACUGUAUGUUUGUACUUCAAUAAACUAUGAACCAAUGUUGAAGUUUUCAUUUACAUUUUAUUUCCAAUGUCAAAAAUGGUGUUGACAUGUUAAACAAUACUGACAUUGAGAUGAAGAAUCUGUUUUUGAGCUUUGUAAAAGUUCUAAUGAUUUUAUUUGCAACCCAAUCACAAUGACACUUUUCACAUGUAUUUAACAAGAGACUAACACACACUACAA
Molecule: messenger RNA, 2317 nt
Organism: Ruditapes philippinarum (Manila clam)
Lineage: Eukaryota; Metazoa; Mollusca; Bivalvia; Venerida; Veneridae
Product: hexokinase type 2-like
Exons: 12
Coding region: 113-1528 (471 amino acids)
Biological process (GO): intracellular glucose homeostasis; glucose 6-phosphate metabolic process; glycolytic process
Cellular component (GO): mitochondrion; cytosol
Molecular function (GO): ATP binding; glucokinase activity; D-glucose binding
Source: RefSeq, a predicted model, not a curated record